ACCAAGUGAUAUUUUCCCACAGCCCUGCCGUAAACCUGCACCGUAUACUGUAAUACAUAAAAUAUGUGCAACUGUCCAAUCGUUCAUAGACACCAAACACAGCGGGGAAAUCCCUAUGUAAAUUUACAUUUUACAUAAAGUCGUCGCACACUCCCGGACUGUGGGGGGGCGCUGUGGCUGUGAUCCGUGAAGGCACACGAAGAAGAAGGAAACCGCAGGCAAAAAACCAAACGGAAAUCGGCCGAAGGAAAGCUCUCGAAACCGGCUUGAACUGCAGCCCCAAAUCCUUUCCGAAGCCGCUCGGUGAAAAGAUGGUGAAAAUUUUUGUAGGAAACCUCCCCAGGGAGGCAGACCAGGAGGAAAUCAAGGCACUCUUCACCCAGUAUGGCACAGUCACAGAGUGUGCCAUCAUCAAGAACUACGCCUUCGUUCACAUGGAUGACCGCAAGGCAGCCACCAAGGCCAUCAAGAAUCUGCACCUCCACAAGCUCCAUGGCACUCCAAUCAAUGUGGAGGCCAGCCAUGGAAAGAACCAGGGCUCAGUCAAACUGCAUGUAGCAAAUGUAGAAAAGGGGGCUGACGACGAGCUCCGUGCUCUCUUUGAAGAGUAUGGCACAGUUACAGAGUGUGCUGUUGUGAAGAAUUUUGCUUUUGUACACAUGUCCAACUCUGAUGAGGCCAUGGAUGCCAUCAAGGGACUGGACAACACAGAGUUUCAAGGUAAACGCAUCCAUGUCCAGAUUUCCAAAAGCCGCCCCAGACAUGAUGAACGGGAUGACUAUCCUCCACCUCCCCCAGACAGAGGUGGCUAUUGGCCCCCACGCUAUCCUGGAGAGCGACACGAACCCCCCCCACCCAGCUACAUGAGAGGCCGCCUCAGCCAUAUACCCCCAGGUUACCCUGCCCCUCCUCUGCCACCUCCUCCCCCUAGACGAGCUGUUUAUCCCGACCGUCCUUAUGAGGGCGAGAGGGACAGGUAUGGUGUGGUAGAUUACUAUGAGAAGUACAGAGCGCGCCCAUAUGGCAUGGCCUCCUAUGAGGACCAACGUGCCGGCGCCCCUCCUCCUCCCCCUCCCCCAUCAGCCGUUGUCCGAGAUCGUCUUAUGACUUCGUCGCUUGACCCGUACGAGCGUCGACCCCUCCCACCUCCUCCGUCCUCGUACUACGCCAGAGAUCGCAGUCCCCUCAGGAGAGCGCCUAAUACGCAAAUGCCCCCUGCCAGCAAUGGCUACUCCUACGAGCGCUCCCGACUCUCUCCGGUCUCCCGGGUCCCGGCUUACGGAGUUCCACGUGCCAGGGACCCCUACGCAGACCGGCUGCCUCCGCCACCGCCCGCACGCUACGCUUAUUAAGCAAGGCCUGGGCAUGUGAAGGAUCGUCGUCCGACUGCGUCGCCGCUCGCCGCCUCCUGAUGCACGUGACACUAUCCUCUUCCUGUCUGUGGCUGAGCGCGUUGCGUUCCCCUACGAUGUUCACAGGAGGACGUUAAUUGCCGACGUCCACGUCUGUUUUUGUUUUAUUUUGGGACAAUUUUUACACUCGAAUUUUUUCCCCUUAUGUUUGUUAUUGUGCUGUAGUAUUUUUAAUGCUUGACGUCUGAGUUAGGCGUUUCCUUUUUUUAAUUUGUACUUUUACGUUGAAUAAUUAGUGUUCUGAUGUUGUGUGUGACCUGUAGACAGCUGAAUAAUUUCAGCAUAAGUUUCUAGGCGAUACUUGUGACUGUAGAUUUAACUGAACUAAAUCAUGCUUGGUAUUAAAUCCAAUCUGCACGUUGGUUCCAUCAUGUUAAGCUUUUCAUCGAAAAACCAAACCUCCUUGUGGCGUUGCUGUGAAAUUUAAAAACUGAUAGGUCGUAGUGGUUUGAUAAAUGUAUAAAGUAAUUGUUAAACGGACAGUUACCGCAAAUCGCUCAUAUGUACCUUUCCAUUGUCGAAAUUGUUUUUAAUAAACGGAGUUGUGCAGCUAUGAUGUUCAGAGACUGGAUCAAAAUCAUGCCCAGCGCUAAAGCACUUCAUCAGUGUACCCGCUCAAAAUAAUUCGAACACUGUGCCAGGACCUUUCGGAAAUAAAUAACCAGCUCCUUUAAUGUUCAUUAAUGAUGAAAUCACGUCCAGGAAACUUUUUAAAAUCGUCACGCUGAUUAAAGAAAUACCUCCUCUGG
This is a messenger RNA of Acanthopagrus latus (yellowfin seabream), 2161 nucleotides long. RefSeq names its product RNA binding motif protein 4.3 (gene rbm4.3). The transcript has 4 exons. The record is from RefSeq and is a predicted model, not a curated record. Gene Ontology annotation, molecular function: mRNA binding. The coding region runs from base 312 to 1352 and encodes 346 amino acids. Lineage: Eukaryota; Metazoa; Chordata; Actinopteri; Spariformes; Sparidae. Gene Ontology annotation, cellular component: cytosol.